CUCUUACCACUCGACUCCAAAAUGAGCAGCGAAGUAAAGACGAAAAGGCGUCCCUUUAAGAAAUUCACCUAUCGUGGUGUAGAUCUAGAUCAACUCUGCGAGAUGAGCAGAGAAGAUUUGGCCCAACUGUUGGAUGCCCGGGCAAGGCGUCGCUUCCAACGCGGUACCAAGAAAAAGGAAACUAGACUCUUGAAAAGAUUGCGUAAAGCCAAGAAAAAUGCUCCAGAACUAGAAAAGCCUGAAUGUGUAAAGACUCAUCUACGAAAUAUGAUAGUUUUACCCGAAAUGGUGGGCAAUGUUGUCGGUAUUUAUAACGGCAAAACUUUCAAUCAAGUGGAGAUCAAAGCCGAAAUGGUAGGUCACUAUCUUGGUGAAUUUUCCAUUACAUACAAACCAGUUAAACAUGGUAGACCUGGUAUUGGUGCAACUCAUUCUUCACGUUUUAUUCCUCUAAAGUAAAAAUAGCGGAAGAGAUAGAUUUGCAAGAUAUGUGCUAUAACUAAGGCUAUGAUGUUGUAACAAUAUUCCGUCUUUUCUUGUAUAGAAUAAUAAAAAGACUCUUUCACAAC
Molecule: messenger RNA, 569 nt
Organism: Trichoplax adhaerens
Lineage: Eukaryota; Metazoa; Placozoa; Uniplacotomia; Trichoplacea; Trichoplacidae
Exons: 3
Coding region: 22-459 (145 amino acids)
Biological process (GO): ribosomal small subunit assembly; translation
Cellular component (GO): cytosolic small ribosomal subunit; ribosome
Molecular function (GO): structural constituent of ribosome; RNA binding
Source: RefSeq, a predicted model, not a curated record